Solea solea (common sole) is the source of this 1404-nucleotide messenger RNA. It is a transcript of the gene arl13a, whose product is annotated as ADP-ribosylation factor-like 13A. Gene Ontology annotation, biological process: receptor localization to non-motile cilium; non-motile cilium assembly. Bases 34 to 1356 code for a protein of 440 amino acids. The record is from RefSeq and is a predicted model, not a curated record. Lineage: Eukaryota; Metazoa; Chordata; Actinopteri; Pleuronectiformes; Soleidae. Gene Ontology annotation, molecular function: GTPase activity; GTP binding. Gene Ontology annotation, cellular component: non-motile cilium; ciliary membrane. The transcript has 10 exons.
GAUGUUGGCAGAGACGAGCAUCCAAACAAAUGCAUGGACAUCGACUUGCUUCUGUACCAGUUCCAGAGACGAUGGUGGCCUCUGUGCUCGCCUUGUUCACCUCAAGUAAACAUGUUCAACCUAAUGAGCAACUGGUGCAGCUGGGUCUCCAAAAUACAAGAGCCAGUCAGAAAAGUGACCAUUUCUGUGGUUGGUCUUGACAAAGCAGGAAAAACCUCCUCCAUCAGAGGACUGCUGAGAGUCCACCACGGCGUGGAAGCAGGACCCACUCACGGCUGUGUACGAAACGAGCUGAGGGUGGAGAACUACCUGGUCACCCUGUUGGACGUGGGAGGUUCGGCGGAGUCGAGAGGAGACUGGAGGGAGCUCUACUCUGAGGCCCACGGGCUCAUCUUUGUGGUGGACUCCAGUGACAGGCAGAGGAUGAAGGAGGUCAGGGACGUUCUGGCUGAUCUGCUGAAGCAGCCAAGAGUGGCUGGGAAACCCAUACUCGUGUUGGCAAACAAACAGGACAAAAUGAACGCGUUGCUGGGAAGUGAGCUGAUUGAGACUCUGUCUCUUGAAAAGCUGGUCAACCAGAGCCGCUCUCUGUGCCAUAUUGAGCCUUGUUCAGCCUUAAUGGACUUGCGGCGCUGGUCGGACAGAAAGACCCUGCGAGGACUUCGCUGGCUGCUGCGUGCCGUGUAUUUGGAUUAUGCUGAGCUGUGUAUCCGCGUAGCCAACGACAGCAAGAGGCCUCUGGAGACGAGAGAGAGGGAGAAGAAUGGAAAAACAAAGAAAACGCGCAGGAAAACCAGGGCAGAGCAAAUGCAGUCCAGCAAGUCAGAUCUUCGCCAGGUUCAUCGGCCAAAAGACAAGGAGAAAACGAGCAAGGGCGAAGGAAAGCUGCAACCCAUUCGGAACAUGCUGCAAAAGGAGUCGACAAUUAAAAAGAAGCUGAAAUCAAAGAGGAAGAACAAGCCAGUUAAGGACAAAGGAGGUGAAAAAGAACAAGAUGAAGCAAAUGAACAGAGGGAGGAAGAGGAGGGUGACAGUAAUGAAGGAGACCAGGACAACUCUGGUCAACAAGCCAGCAGUGCCCUGAUCCUGCCCAAAAAGGGCAAAAUGAACCGCAAACCAAAAGUGAAAAAAGAGACCGUGGACACGCCAGAGUCUCUGGACAACGACGAGAAGCCACUCAAAGCCAAAGGGGAAAAGAGGAAGAAGAGGAAAGUUGUGAAAGUGAAAAGGAAGAAUAAGAUCAACACAGAGGAGAUGCCGAGAGCUUACUCUCAACCCGUGGACCUCUCUGCAACCUUUGAUCUUUACCGGAAAGCCAUACUUGCCCUGAAGGAACGUCAGGAACAGAGGCAGUGACAGUGAGACCUGGUUGUGUGUCCUGGCACCUGAGAGUGAGGAUGUGGU